Molecule: messenger RNA, 2672 nt
Organism: Chroicocephalus ridibundus (black-headed gull)
Lineage: Eukaryota; Metazoa; Chordata; Aves; Charadriiformes; Laridae
Gene: SULT4A1
Product: sulfotransferase family 4A member 1
Exons: 7
Coding region: 54-1103 (349 amino acids)
Biological process (GO): sulfation
Cellular component (GO): cytoplasm
Molecular function (GO): sulfotransferase activity
Source: RefSeq, a predicted model, not a curated record
GUUACCGGCCGACUGUCACCGGCCGUUGGCGCCGCGCGCUGCGGGUGCCGCGCAUGACAUCACCCCGCGCGGCAGCCCAUGCGCCGCCGGGCGGCGCGGCGUUACGCGGCCUCCCCCCCCCCACUCCGCCCCGUUCCCGGUGCGUGCGUGGGGGCGUGCCGGGGCUACCGCGUCGCGCCCGCCGCUCGCCCGCCGGAACGCACACCUCGCCCCUUCCUUCCCCGCCUCCGCCCCCGGCAGGGAAGAGGAUGGCGGAAAGCGAGGCCGAGACCCCCAGCACGCCGGGGGAGUUCGAGAGCAAGUACUUCGAGUACAAUGGGGUGCGGCUGCCGCCCUUCUGCCGGGGCAAGAUGGAGGAGAUCGCCAAUUUCCCGGUGAGGGACAGCGACGUCUGGAUUGUCACCUACCCCAAAUCAGGCACAGGCUUGCUACAGGAAGUGGUGUAUCUAGUGAGUCAGGGCGCUGAUCCAGAUGAGAUUGGACUAAUGAAUAUAGAUGAACAACUUCCAGUCCUAGAGUACCCUCAGCCUGGUCUGGACAUCAUCAAGGAACUGACAUCUCCUCGCCUUAUAAAAAGCCACCUACCGUAUCGGUUUUUGCCUUCGGACCUCCAUAAUGGCAAUUCAAAGGUAAUAUACAUGGCUCGCAACCCCAAAGACCUGGUGGUGUCUUAUUACCAGUUUCACCGCUCCCUAAGGACCAUGAGCUACAGAGGAACAUUUCAGGAGUUCUGCAGAAGGUUUAUGAAUGACAAGUUAGGAUAUGGUUCGUGGUUUGAACAUGUGCAAGAGUUUUGGGAACAUCACAUGGAUGCCAAUGUACUUUUUCUGAAGUAUGAAGAUAUGCAUAAGGACCUAGCAACAAUGGUUGAGCAACUGGUGAGGUUCUUAGGAGUUUCUUAUGACAAAGCACAGUUGGAAUCCAUGGUGGAACACUGCCAUCAACUCAUUGAUCAGUGCUGUAAUGCUGAAGCACUUCCCGUUGGCAGGGGACGAGUUGGGCUAUGGAAAGACAUCUUCACUGUUUCAAUGAAUGAGAAAUUCGAUUUAGUUUAUAAACAGAAGAUGGGAAAAUGUGACCUCACAUUUGAUUUUUAUUUAUAAAAGUGCAUGCAUAUGGUAUCCAAAUAUAGCUAGAAGUGCUUUAUGCAUUCAUUUAUUACCUGCUGGACAAACUACUGUAGCUAUUAUGUGUAACGAGAUUUAAAGAAAGAAAAACAAUCUAAGUAAACCAUAUCAGAUACAAUUAUCUUUGAUCCUAAACAGCUGUUUAUCUUCUAGUAUUUUAAUCCUUUGUCCACAUGCAAGAACGUCCUAGACAAUACUAGAAUAUUCAGCUGUUAUGGAAUGUAUUAUAUACGUAUAAGGUAUGUAUCAUAUAUGCAACUAGAAUGUACACCUUUUCAGCCCCACAUUGAUUAUUUAAUGUGUUUUAUAAAAGCUUUUCACUAGAACCUAAAUAAAUGUCCGUAAACCAAAUAAAAAAUUAUUUCAGAGGGAAACAAGGAACAGGCCAAAACUGUAUGCUAGAAUGAUCUCAGGGGUUAAUUGUCACAUUUAUUUUUAUAGCAGGUAUAUCAAGUAUAAAUAAAUCCCAUUCCAAAAUAGUAACUGAUCAAAGUGGGGUUCACAUUAGGUUCUGCACACCCUUAUCUGUAUAAUUUGAGUAGGUUCUGUGCACUGGCAUACUUUGCAAGACAGGCCUUGUUAUGAAAUAUAGCUGCGAUUGUCGCUCUGAUCCUAAAACCCACCCACACUUUCAUGGUUGACAGCACACAGCUGUUUUCCUGAUGGAUGAAGUUCAGUUCCAUGCUGAAGGUCAGCAAUCAGAAGCUUCUUAAGCCCCCAAGUCUUAAUUUGGUCCCUCAACAUGAGGCUUAAAAUGAAGGCAUCUGGUGCAGGGUCUUUGUUGAGGAAUCGGAGUCUCUGACCCAUAUCGCUUUCCUGUAUAGACAUGAAUUUCACCCAUUAGAUAUAGUAAGAUGCUGGAUGUCCUCUAGCUCCACUAAAAGUUAAGGGCACUUAGCACUGUUUACGGUUUGUGCUACUGGACUCCACCAGACCUAAGUGGAAGAUGAAUAUACGUGCCAGUACAAGUAGGCAGAGGAAACAGCAGCACUGAAGGAAGAGAGUUUAAAAAUACGCCACCAGGUGGGAGUAUUGCACAAAUAUUCAUGCAGAAUACAGUUUCAGUAAUUGUUAGCCAUGACUGGUCUGGAUUAUAAUCAGGAUUCAAGUUUAUUUCUGUAUCUUUUUUUUUUUUAUUCUCUAUGACAAGUAUACAAACAGCCUGAAGCAGGCUACUAUCACUAUAAACCUCUCUAGAAUUAUUUUAUUGUUCCGUUAGGUAAUGACAUGUACGCUUUUUAGGUUCUCAGCUGCAGGAGGCCCAUUUUUCCUAGUCAAAUAUUCAGGCUCACCAAAAGCCAUGAGGAAGGACUAGCAGAUUUUUAGUGUUUCAGUUCUGUUGGGAAACAAACUGUCAGUUCAGCAACUGGCAAGUGGUGUAGCAUGAUGUGGCUUGACAGCACUUUUCCUUGUAUAUUUGUGAGUGAAAAUGCUUUCAGUGAAAUUUUAUUUCUAUUUUUAUAUUUUUAGUACUGUAUCAAUAUUAAGCACUACACAUUAUACUUCUGUGCUUGCUUGCUUAUUGAAUAAAAGAUGUGUUCCAUG